UUACUCCAUGCGGUUGUUGCGAACUGUCAACAUUGACUUACUCACACCUGAGAGAGGAGUAGGAGUAAACGCCUGAUCACUGAAACAUCCUCCUUCACGUCUAUUUCUUGGAAACUACUCGACACACUAAUCAACAUGAAGGUUCACGGAUCUACCUGCGCCCUGAAGAGCAAAGUCGGCGAUGACGACAUGGUGCGCUGCCUGUCCGAACAGAGCCUCGCCAUCUCCAAGUGCAAGAUCCCGCUGCUGGACGAGCAGAUGAACGUGUUCCUGCAGGACAUGAACAGCUGCUACAGCAAGCUCAAAGAGCUGGUGCCCACGCUGCCCACCAACAAGAAGGCCAGCAAGGUGGAGAUCCUGCAGCACGUCAUCGACUACAUCUGGGACCUGCAGGUCGAGCUGGACGAGCCUGAGAAGAGCCGCCAGCAUUCCGUCAGCGGCGGCGCCCGCACACCGCUGACCACACUGAACGCAGAACUGGCCGGCAUCACAGUAGAGAACGGGUGCUCAGAUGACAGGAUAAUGUGUCGUUAAGAACUCGGGGAGCAUCGCUCCGUGAUUCUACUGUGAGCAGCACCAAGAACGAACAAGGCUUCCUGAUGUGACUUCUCCACCACAUCGACAGAACAACCUUGAACUGUGUAGGGACGUUUCAAACUCCCAAAUGCUAGAAUUAAAAAAAGCGCUGCGUGGAUGUUUGUCCUGUAGCGAGGAUCUCUCUGCCAUCAACGGCUCUCGAUUCAUCCGAGGGUCCAGAGAGAAGAGGAGCGCGCGGCGGUGUCCAGACAGAGACAGGGUUAGUCAGGGGGACCAAGACAAAGUUCAGUGCAGCCAGCGUCCGCUUGUUGCUUCUAGAGUUUCUAAAAGAAAGUGAAAGUUUCUGUUAACACUCUUGUGUCUUGUGUUUAAAAAACCUUGUAGAAUAUUCAGAAUUUUUGUAUGAAAAGACGAAAAAGUAAAAAUUCUCAGAUUCCUGAGCAACAAACUGUAUUGUAUAUUACAAUGAGUCAUUAUGUGAAGAUAUUGUUUUCUUACAAUGUACCAUGUGUAUGUGUUUUUUAUUAAAACAAGACAAUUAUUUUUGAA
Solea solea (common sole) is the source of this 1086-nucleotide messenger RNA. RefSeq names its product inhibitor of DNA binding 1, HLH protein (gene id1). Bases 136 to 534 code for a protein of 132 amino acids. NCBI's taxonomy places the organism in Eukaryota, Metazoa, Chordata, Actinopteri, Pleuronectiformes, Soleidae. The transcript is spliced from 2 exons. Gene Ontology annotation, molecular function: protein dimerization activity; transcription regulator activity. Gene Ontology annotation, biological process: circadian regulation of gene expression; cell differentiation; negative regulation of transcription by RNA polymerase II. The record is from RefSeq and is a predicted model, not a curated record. Gene Ontology annotation, cellular component: nucleus; cytoplasm.